Molecule: messenger RNA, 2389 nt
Organism: Sardina pilchardus (European sardine)
Lineage: Eukaryota; Metazoa; Chordata; Actinopteri; Clupeiformes; Clupeidae
Product: serum amyloid P-component-like
Exons: 4
Coding region: 450-1475 (341 amino acids)
Source: RefSeq, a predicted model, not a curated record
UGAAUUAUUCAACUAUAUACUGUAUACAGGCCUACCACAAAUUCUUAAUUUUUGUAGGCCUAUCUAAGAUUUUUGUGUGUUUUUAGAGAUCUUACAGAAUUGGUUCAGUUCCUUUACACUCCACUCCACCCCUCACAUGCCUCCUACAGAAAUGGGAAAACAAAAAAUACAAUUAUGCUGUAUUUCUAAAAACAUUAAACAUUGAUAUGACAAUAAGACUUUGGUUUUAUAUGUGCAAGUCUCAAAUCAAAGACAUGAUUUAGCCUAUCAAUGAUAGCCUAAUAGCCUACACAUUGACCUCGACCCUGGCCAAGAGGACUGCAAUGUUACAAGUAAAACAUUUUGUGAUAUUUUAGUUUGUGUAUUUAUUCUGAUUUAUUUUGACUGCAAACAUCAAGAAGAAAUCACAGGACACAGAAAACGGCAAAUUCAUACCCACUGGGACUGGGAUGGAGGGCCACAUUUCUCAGGUUAACAUGGCUUCAGCAAUUGGAAUUCUGCUCGUGGGCAUUUUCACUGUAACUGUCCCAUCAACUGGAGAGUUUGUGACUGUGGAGUGCCAGGGCAGCACUGGUCACUCUGGCCAGUCCUCAACGCUGGGCUGUGUGGUGAAGGCACAACGGGAAUUUCAAAUAAUGCAGGUGUUCUGGAGGAAAGAUGGCGACCUUGUGAUGAAAUUCGAUGGCGGUGUGAAAACAGAGGAUGAUCGAUUUCAGUUGGCAGACACCAACUGGAUGAAAACGAAUGAUGUGUCCUUACUUGUGAAGGACACACACAUCUCAGAUGAGGGCAACUAUUCAUGCAUCGUGGUCACUAACAGGGGGAUAAGUAAAGGAGAUGCCAGAUUAGAUAUAGAUAAAAGAGAUCUCAGCGGUCAAGUAUUUUCUUUUCCAGAGGGAUACGUCAGCUCUCACGUGAGACUAACACCGUUGGUCUCAAAGGCCCUCUCCUCAGCCACUUUCUGCUUCCGCUUUUACACGGAUCAAUUAUCAGACAACAACGUUCUCUUUUCACUAGACAUAACCGGACAGUCUGCUCCUCUCACACUCUCUUGGCAUUUCAGUCAACAACCAGACUAUGAACUGCGCAUUGAGGACAAGUGUCUCUUUUUCUUUGGCUUACAGUACAACCUGAAUAAGUGGAACUCACUAUGUACAACCUGGAAUGGGAGCACUGGGAUGGCUCAGAUGAUCGUCAACAAGACGCCCAGUGUCAGGAAGGUAGCAAAUGCAGGAGGUUCCCUUGGUGCAAACCACAGUGUAAUACUUGGACCAAAUUGGGGGUCGUUCCUGGGACAUAUCACUGAUGUGCAUGUUUGGGACUAUGUCAGCUCACCAUCCGAAAUCCAGGAUUAUAUGGAGAAUGAAUUUGUGAGUUACACUCCUGGUAAUUACCUGAGCUGGAGAUCGUUGGAUUACUCCAUAAAUGGACAUGUGCUGGUUGAGGACAUUAGUACAUUAAAUUCAUGGAAUUAGAGACAGUGUGCACAAUAGGGCCGCACAAUUAUCGUAAUCGCAAUAUGAAUCUACACAACUAUCUAAUCUCAAAAUCUACAAAUAAUCAUCUUAGUCUCACAGUUCGUUUAGUCACAUUUCUGACUUUUUUAUUCAUUUCGUUCUCCUUGACUGUGCCACUUCUAAAUACUGAUUGGUGAGCUUCACAGUCAGUCGGGGGUGCUUUGCUUCUUGUGCCCCGGGCAUGCUCACUAUCAGGAGAUUAGAGAGACAUAUUGCGAUAUUGAAUCAAUUCAUUGACAUUGACAAAUAUCAUAGAAAAUCGCUUUCACAAUAUCUGUCAGACAAAUUGCAAUUAGAUAUUUUCCCCACAUCGUGCAGCCCUAGUGUAGUUCACGCUGAGCAGCUGCUUCAUGUUUCUCAGCAUCAGUCUGUGGCUUAGUGCUCUAUUUCUUUUAUUUUAGUGGCCUACACUGUUCUCUUAAGUUGUUUCGUUUGUUUCUCAAAUCUCAUUAUUCUCAUAUAUAGUCAACAGGCAGGCACUACACUGUAAACUCAAACAGUCAAACUAACUCAUAAUAUUUCAGUAACAGUAACUGUAAGCACUUAUUUAACAUACAUUUUAACACACAUUUAACUGCAUCUAUCCAUCUGCCCAUGACAAAGUUCACUACACAAUACUUGUCACAACAAUGCAUCAGUAUUUUAGAGCAGACUAUACUGCAACAUCCUGAUAAAAAUGUUGGAUUAUGUCAAUGAUCUUGCCAAAUGAUCAUGUGAGCAAAUUACUUCAUCCUGUUGGCUGAAAUCUGUAAUUUAUGUUGUGUGUGUUUAACAGAUCUUGCAGAAUUGUGUUUUAAAUACAGUCAUAGUUGUUGGGCAUUCCAAGACACUGCUAUACAACAACUAUGCCAAUAAAGCUCAUUCGAAUUGAA